This is a messenger RNA of Mizuhopecten yessoensis (Yesso scallop), 1442 nucleotides long. RefSeq lists its product as uncharacterized. NCBI's taxonomy places the organism in Eukaryota, Metazoa, Mollusca, Bivalvia, Pectinida, Pectinidae. The coding region runs from base 73 to 1095 and encodes 340 amino acids. Gene Ontology annotation, molecular function: protein binding. The transcript is spliced from 2 exons. The record is from RefSeq and is a predicted model, not a curated record.
AAAGGGCCACCUGCUCUAUCAUACCACUUUAAACCCGAGAACCUUACCCAUAUUCGGUUACAACCGUCGAAAAUGUUGAAUAAUAUUUUAUGCGCACUUGUUUUAACCAAUAUUGUAUUUUCAAAAUGUAAAGGUACUAGUGAGGAAACUGACAAAAUUUCUAUCGGAUAUAACGGUGCUCCUGAUGAUGCCAACCUUGAAAUACUCCACCGUCUGAAAAUAUUGGAGAACCUCCGCGAAAAGGAUGCUGAAGAAACCAUUGUGAUGAAGAAAACAAUGCAAAGUGACCAUCAUGUUUUGGAAAAAGCUCUUGAUGACAUAACAACAUUAAAGCAAGAAUUAGGAAAACUCCAACAGGAAAACAACCGUCUCCAUUCAAAACUCCAACAGGAAAACAACCGUCUCCAUUCAAAACUCGAAACGGUGAUGCUACAAAACGUCGCGCUAUCUACACAGUGUAAAAAGCGAUGUAGCGUUGCAGAAAAACUCGGCCACUCCCGUGAACCUACCAAUACUUUUAGUCUGGAUAGGGCUCCCGAUAAUAGGAAUAUUACUACCACGUAUGAUUCCGAACCCGCGGAACCUCGGACAGUUACACAGGACACCGUCGAUGCCAAAUUGACCAAUCCACCGAAUUCAAACCGAAAAGUAAUAAUUCGCCGAUCGCCGGUGCCAUUUCCGAGAACUAAACGAGUGGCAGAAGAUGGACAAGGAUCUGGAUUCUUCGCCAGAAGUAGUAACACAGCCCACUCUGUUGCCAUUGGCCAUACCAUCAUAUUUGACAGCGUUAUAACAAAUACACACAACGACUACAGUGGAUUCACGGGGGCGUUCACGUGCAGUACCCAGGGGCUUUACGUGUUUACCUGGACAAUACAGAUCAACGUACAUUACUUAAAAUCACAACUGCUGAAAAACGGGGCCGUUGUUGCAGAUGGUUUUGCAGGAGAUGACGGUACCCAUUGGACCACUGGGACAAGCACGGCAGUCCUAUCGCUGGCCCAAGGUGACGUUGUCGUGGUUUAUGUCUUGGAUCGACCAGGUGCCAUUGAUGUGUUACCGUAUGUCACGUCCUUCAGCGGAUUUUCUGUCUAAUGAAAAGAGUUGCUAUCAAUACAGGUCAAAACCUGAGGAACCACUAUAUUAUAUACAUGUAUGUUUAUAUCAGAAAUAAAUUUCUACACAAAUAUCAAAUGCCACUACAAUGACGUAUCACUUCAAUAAAUGAAACUUGUUUAUCAAAACGUUGUGGACAUCCAUCUAUAUUCACUGAUAUUGCUUGUUAGGUUGUCAACCAUGUAUCUUAUCAGAAUCUGUUCUGAUCGAUUUGAUUAAAGUCACCGACGUCAGCGGUACUGCAUGCUAACGCAAAGACAUGAACAGUUGCAUCAUCACUUGUUAAUGUUUUUUAUCUAUAAAUGCAAAAAAUAAAGUAAACAAUU